CCACAUCAGUACCUCUAGCUCCAUGAUGAUAUUAUCUUUCUGGAAAAAGUAGAAAGGUAAAUAGAAAAUAAUAGCUAACCAACAUCCCUCGAACCCAACUUCUUCCCUACACACAAAAUGCUCCCAAUCGCUAUCCAUACCCUACAAUCACUCGUCGCCCUAGCGGUCAUCGGCUGCUCUGCAGCUAAACUGUCAGAGGAAGCACCCAGCGGAUAUGCUCUGGCUAUGUUUACGGCCAUCGCUACGAUCCUCGCGACUAUAUACAUCAUAACCACAUCGUUUAUAGCAAAGAGUCUCUUUAAACUCUGGUCUGCCGUCGCGUGCAAUGUCAUUACUUUGAUACUAUGGGUGAUAACGAUCGCGGUCUUGGUGGAUGAAAAUCGCCCGGGAUGUGGUGGGCAUAGAAAUCAUGGAUGUUACAGGAAGCGCUAUGAAAAGGGGGUUGAUGGUAUUUGGGCUGCGACGCUGGCAUUGUGUGCUCUUGAAGGGUGAAUAUUAUUUGUUAUUCAACGUGAUUUGUGAUGACUUGCUGAUUGGGGGAAUUUGCAGGGCGCUUUCGGUUAUUGGAUGCGGUGUUCUUUGUGGUUCUCGCAGAUUUUGAACAGUGUAUUGGGGGCUUUCAGU
Messenger RNA from Aspergillus glaucus CBS 516.65, 624 nucleotides. RefSeq lists its product as uncharacterized. Gene Ontology annotation, cellular component: membrane. The record is from RefSeq and is a predicted model, not a curated record. Lineage: Eukaryota; Fungi; Ascomycota; Eurotiomycetes; Eurotiales; Aspergillaceae. The coding region runs from base 118 to 492 and encodes 124 amino acids. The transcript is spliced from 2 exons.